Molecule: messenger RNA, 4736 nt
Organism: Pseudopodoces humilis (Tibetan ground-tit)
Lineage: Eukaryota; Metazoa; Chordata; Aves; Passeriformes; Paridae
Gene: SLC30A9
Product: solute carrier family 30 member 9
Biological process (GO): intracellular zinc ion homeostasis; transmembrane transport; zinc ion transport
Cellular component (GO): endoplasmic reticulum; membrane
Molecular function (GO): monoatomic cation transmembrane transporter activity
Source: RefSeq, a predicted model, not a curated record
AUGCCGGCCCUGGCCGCCCAGCGGCGGGGCUGCCGUGGCCUCUACCGCCUGUACCUACGGUGCCAGGCGGCGCCGCGGCCCCGCGCCUGCCACGGAUGGCAAGUUUCAGUGAAAAGUGGGAACCUAAACUAUAUUCUACCGUGUAAUCGCCUGCCUGUGCAGUUGGUGAGUCAAGUGAGAGUUUAUACCUCCAAUGGUCAGAAGAAAGAUCUUGGAUCAGAAGAUAAAAAUGGAUCAGCCCGUGGAGAAACCCUGCAAAAAACUGAAACAGGACAAGAUACAACCAAUGCAGGCCAAAAGCAGUCUUCAGCUAAACAGCCAAUCCAAGUAAAAGUGAAAGCAGUCCUUAAAAAAAGAGAGUAUGGACCAAAAUACACACAGAAUAACUUCAUCACUGGAGUCAGAGCAAUAAAUGAGUUUUGUCUUAAAUCCAGUGAUUUAGACCAGCUGAGAAAAAUUAAGCGCCGAAGUCCCCAUGAUGACACUGAGACUUUCACGGUGUACCUGAGAUCGGAUGUAGAGGCAAAGUCUCUUGAAGUUUGGGGUAGUCCAGAGGCUCUUGCCAGAGAAAAAAAGCGACGUAAAGAGGCAGAGAUCAAGUACAGAGAAAAUCUGUUUAGAAAUCAAAGGCUGUUGUGGGAAUACAAGGAGUUCUUUGGAAAUACUAAGCCACGCUCCAGUACAGCAGCUAUGUUUUUCAAGGGACCAGGGAAGGUGGUAAUGGUAGCUAUAUGCAUAAAUGGGUUGAAUUUUUUCUUUAAGCUGCUUGCCUGGGUUUACACGGGUUCUGCAAGUAUGUUUUCAGAAGCCAUACAUUCUUUAGCAGACACAUGUAACCAGGCGUUGCUAGCUUUGGGCAUCAGUCAGUCUGCAAGGACACCUGACCCUAGUCAUCCGUAUGGUUUCACAAAUAUGCGCUAUAUUGCCUCCUUGAUUAGUGGAGUAGGCAUUUUCAUGAUGGGUGCAGGACUUUCUUGGUAUCAUGGGAUCAUAGGUUUACUCCACCCUCAUCCUGUAGAGUCUCUUCUCUGGGCAUACUGCAUUUUAGCAGGUUCAUUGGUAUCUGAAGGAGCCACCCUACUUGUUGCUAUAAAUGAAAUUCGGAGGAGUGCUCGAGCCAAGGGUCUUUCAUUUUAUCAAUAUGUUGUGCAGAGUCGUGAUCCAAGUACCAAUGUGGUGUUACUGGAGGAUGCUGCAGCAGUUCUGAGUGUGGCUGUAGCUGCUACCUGUAUGGGUCUGACUUCUUUAACAGGAAACCCAUAUUAUGACAGUGUGGGGUCUCUAGGUGUUGGAACUUUGUUAGGAACUGUGUCAGCAUUUCUAAUCUACACUAACACUGAAGCCCUGCUGGGACGAUCCAUUGAACCUGAACAACUGCAGCGGCUCACAGAGUUACUGGAAAGCGAUCCUGUAGUAAGAGCAAUUCAUGAUGUUAAAGCCACAGACAUGGGAAUGAGCAAAGUGAGAUUUAAGGCAGAAGUAGACUUUGAUGGACGUGUUGUUACUCGGUCUUACCUGGAAAAACAAGACAUUGAACAGCUGCUACAAGAAAUUCAGCAAGUGAAAACCCUUGAAGAAUUAGAAGCCUUUAUGCUUAAGCAUGGUGAGAAUAUCGUUGACACACUGGGUGCUGAAGUAGACAGACUUGAGAAGGACCUGAAGCAACGAAAUCCUGAUGUUCGUCAUGUGGAUUUGGAGAUACUGUAGACUUGAACAGGAGAAAUCUUCAGGUUGCUGCCCUCACGGAAAGAAGUCACAUAAAGGGCUGAAAAGCUUCUGAGAUUGCAGUGACCUCAGCACCAUACCUUGCUUCCUUUGCUGUAGGCGUCCUGGACUGUUAGCACUGCUUCUGUUUCUGGAAGAGCGCUAGACUUGCAGACAAAAAUUUCCAUGGCAAAAUCAGUUUCAAAAAGCUACUUGAGUUAAAUUCCACAGGAGAGUCUGUCCAACUAUAUUUACUGUGAUUCAGAACUUUAAACUUGAGGUUUAAUUAGGCAAAUACAGCUGCCUGAAACUAUACAACACACAUAGUUUUUCCAUUUGUGUCCCUUUGCCGUCUGUUUGCACUUCUUUAGUUUCUUUCAAGAUAUCACUAAAGGUUCUUGGGAGAUAUUAAGAUUAGAUAGGAAGAGUUUGUUCCAGUGGAACCUGCCAAUCUUAAAUUUUAAUAUUUCAGCUGUGUGAUUGUUUCACAGUUUUUCUUUUCUAUGAGAUAAAUUGUUUCAAAUGGGCACUGGCCUUAUCUCAAGUACCAUGACAUGGAAACCUGCUUUUUGCCACCAUUAUGAUUUCAACUGCACUUCAGGAAAACAAGGCUUUUCACCAUAGAGGAGCCAGCUGUGUGGGUUUAGCCAGAGUACAUUAACUUACUGUGAAAAAUUUCUGCAUACAAAUUUCGGUGCACUUCCUCUCUUUAAAUUUUGUUUGGUUUUUUUCCCUACUUUGACACUUGUUUUCUUAUUUGUAAGUAUCUUCAGAUGUAAUAUGGGAGAUAUUUAUGGUAGUGCUUAUUAAAAGUUACCUGGCAUUUUUGGCUUUUUAUAUUUUAAUAGACUCUAUUGCCAGAUAUGGUCUUUGCUGGAAGAUGUGAGAGAUGUAGCUGGAAUAUAUAAUAGUAAAAAAUGAUCUAUUUAUGAUUAAACUAAUGAAUACAUUGCAUUUUUAAUUUAUUUGCCUUUAGAUAUUACCUGAAUUCAAAACCACUUACUCUGAAUUUUUUGAUAACUUGACCUUGCUUGUUUGGGGAAGUAGAGUAAUUCUAUCCGGUGGUUCUCAACAAUCCAGAGAUAAGUGAUUAGUUUAUAACUUUGAAAUGUGAAAUUCUAGAACUGUGUUCAAUUGUCUCAAGGCUUUCUGCAGUAGGUACUCAAGUUGUACCAGAUUCUGUAAGACCCAGCCUUUAUUAUUAAUAAGGCCAUGAGUACUGAACAUGCAAGUGGAAAUAUAAGUGAAAUAACCAUAUUUAAAUAGCACUGAGGAAAAUUCUUUAUGCACUUUAAUGUAAAAUAAGAUUUGCUUGUGGGUGACAGGUGGUAAUAAGCCAUUCUAGUAACUCAGUUGCUGAUUAAUGGCUGAAUUGCUGCAAGAGGAAAUGUUGAUGUGAAACAUAAGUCUUCAAAAAUCAAUGUAAGAUUAUAUUAUAAGCAUUGCAGCAAAUAAUUGUGGAGACCAAUAUGCCCAGAUUUGACUAAAAGUAUUUUAGAAUAUUUUUUUUUUCAUACUAGCUGUCACCAGUGAACAAUGAGAAUUUAAAAUAACAUGCCUUUUUGACAACUGCAAAGCACUUUGCAUGCUGGUCAUUUUAAGCAGAAAAACAUUCCAAAGUUAAGUUACAGAUGGGGCUUCACAUACAGUAAUUGUGGGUGAAAGGAUCUCCUCGGUACCCUUUUCCAUAAUGUCUGUUCAUUGGUGGCUUCUUUAUAGCAUAUUACCUUAUUAUGGCUAAUUCAAAGGAAGGCUUACUUUAUUUAGUUUUCUCCUAUUGUAAAACUAGUUAGUAUAUUUAAGCCUGAUGAUUUAAAAUGCAGUUUAAAGGUAAUUUGGAAGUCUUCCAUAUCAAAUAAAUAAGGCAUAUUUUAGCACAUUAUAAAUAAUUUACCUUUCUCCUCGCCCUUCUAUGUAAAAUUCAUCUCAUCUCAGUAUGCACUCUCCUGGUAUUAGUCUUAUUCAUGAAGAGCACUGGAAUCUGGUAACGCAUAACAUGUUUCUUCUCCCUAGAAUAUUUAUAUGGAUUUUGAAUUUGUAUAAACACAUUAAUAAACCAGUUAUUUCAGAAAUCAAAAACCUGAAGGGAAGUAAAACUGGGAAAAUGUUCUUCCUGCAGAGGUUAGUGAAGACAGCCAAUGUUAUCCAAGUGUUUUGCAUGCUGGAGUUACUGAUGAAUGAAUAGUGUCAGUGUGCACUUUGCAGGGAAGAACUUUCCCUGCAAGGUUAGUAAACGUUAUCUCAAUAGCAAAGUGUUCCUGUAUCAUUUUCAAAAGGUAUGAGCUUAUAUUCUUACAGGGCAUCUGCUCCAAAAGCCUAUAGAGUGUUUUUUUAUUAAUUGGAGAUGUAAUUAAUCUGAAUUCUGAUCUUAGUUUCCUUGAGUCAGAAAAAUACUCACCUGUACCUUUUGUUUAUAUUCCAAGAUAGAAUUGAAUUCCUUGUCUCCCAGUUACUUUACUGAUUAUAGCAUCACAAUAUGUUAAAUUCAAGAUGCCAGGACUUGAAUGUUUUGGGUACAUUACUGUUGACCAGUCUGAGGACACAGUUGCUUUUUUUAGUGACCUGGAUGGUGAUGUACUACAAAAAGGCAGGCAGUCUGGUUUUGGCAGUACCUUGUAAGUUUACAUGUCAUGCAGUUGGAUGGAAGAACUGAUUCGUUGAGCCUGCCAGGUUGGAAAGGCAUAGUAAUUCCAAGCUGUUACAUUUUAAUUUAUGUUAUAAUUUGCAAAUUGUUUUUAACAGAUGUGACAUUUUUACUGCUUUUUUUCUUUAACUGUCUUUAUAGUCAAAACCUUGAGGUAAUGUGGGUCCACUACUUAGUUUACUUUUCUUUUAAUGUUUUUGGGGAAAAUGAUUAGCUAAUACAUUUGUAUUUACAUGAUAGAGUCCUCAGAUUGAAGAAAUGUACAUGUGUGGAGGAGUGAAUUUUUCUUUAUCACAAAUGCAAUUACAAAAUUAUUUUUUUUACUGAUAUUAAGGAAAAGAAGUGAGGAUUUACCUAACAAUAAAGUUAUAUUCUAGGAUUUUUUCAA